AUGAUCCAUUAUUUGGAAUCAAUUUGGCAAAUGGGUGCUGCUGAUGGCUAUAUCACCAAAACUCCCAAGCAUCUCCAUAUUGAGUUUGCCAAACAGGCAUAUAAGGCAACUAAUUGGCAUGAUUUUUUUGCACAGAUGACUGUUUACCUUGAGCAAUGCAAACACAUUGCAAAAUUUGAUGCAUAUCUUCACUGGGCAAUCCCCAAGUAUGCCAACAAUCUCCAAACUCAACAAGGUGUGUACAAGGACCCUGCGGCUCCAGGUUGGCAACUUGCUCAAAUCAGUCCAGUUCCACCCAUUCCAAUUUCCAUCCUAUCACAAGUGUACAGCAUCCACAAUUUCGAGUUUUAUAUGAACAAAUUUUUUGACAAUUACAAUAUACCAUUGGUGUUCUCCCCUGACAACAGAUUGACAGUUUUCCCAAAAGCAACACAGAUAAUUGACAAUGCAUUUGCUACAGCCCUUGUUGAUUGCAUACAUGCUUCUCCAGUACCAUCAGUGUUGGGUUCUCCUGGAACUUUUGAUAUGGUUCUGAUUAAAAAGGCUGAACCAGGGCAAGGUCAGUUCCCUGGCCGUCUUACAUAUGGGAUGCCUGCUCAUUGUAUUGGUCAAGUUUGCCUCAUAUUCAAGCUCCUGCCUCAUUACAACAUCCACAAUCCACUUGUAUACAUCCAACAAUUUGACAGGCCAAGCUGGAGAGCACCGCUUGUUGAAGUAAACAUGUAUAGGGUUAAACAAACAUGUCACACACAACAGUAUGACAAAUGCUAUGUUGAGGAAGUUAUCCCUCUUGCGUUGAUUUGUCAAACUUGCCAUUUGAUUCCUCAGUUUGGUAGACCCAAAAAUACUCCAUUGAUUGAUACACCUACUGCUGAUCCAUUAGAACUCUUUGAGAAUUUCUUUAUUAACUCUUAUUUUGAUCUUCAUACUUUCCAAAUGUUGUCUGUGUAG
This is a messenger RNA of Rhizoctonia solani, 951 nucleotides long. RefSeq names its product helicase swr-1. Bases 1 to 951 code for a protein of 316 amino acids. The record is from RefSeq and is a predicted model, not a curated record. NCBI's taxonomy places the organism in Eukaryota, Fungi, Basidiomycota, Agaricomycetes, Cantharellales, Ceratobasidiaceae. The transcript is spliced from 3 exons.